AUGUUUUUCCUAGGAUACUUAAUCUUUGCUGCUAGCACCGUGAUGAUUGUAUCAGGUAUCUGGAGAAUCUUAAGGGAGUAUGGGACCAAGAAACAGAACGAAUAUGAGCAAAUUCCUCUUCAGUGGGAUUACGACGACUGUAUGUGGUAUGACCCGGAAACAGCUGGAAGUCUUCAGUCACUGAUGGAAGAGUAUACUCAUUCUUCAGAUAAUUCUUUGCCAACAUCUCAACGUCUCCUCCUCUUCACUAUGGCAACCGAUACAUCAGAAAUUGACCGCGAUCGUCUGAAAGCUCUUGUCGUGGUUCAAUCAAAAGGAUCACCCUUCAAGUACGUCUCGAGCGAUCGUGUUGUAGUUGUCGACAGUUUUAAAUCUUCUCUCCCUUACUCCAGCCAUGAAGGACGGCGAGCCGAGAAGAAAGGGAGCCUAGAACUUGAAAAGAGCUACCUUGGAGCCGGGAUUCCCACUCGAAAGUUCAGCGCUGCUGAUCAGGCAGCCUAUGGAAGUGACCAAACCACGGAAUGGGUUAUUCAGGAUGGUUGGAUGGAACCAAAUGGGACUGACGCAUCUGUGCUGUACCUUGGAUGGACCCCAGAAACGAUCGAUAAAGUCGCGCUAAGUUUGAACUUCAUUCCAAAGGAAGGUCUCCGAAUAGCGACAAUUCGGGACAAUUUUUUGGAAAAAUUGCGGAACAAUAAGAGAGAACAUUUUUCGUCAGCAUCCAUUCUGAACGAGAUACACCCAAACCAAAAGGUGCUUAAGGACCCUACUCAUAUCUAUUGGCUCUACAAAGAUCUGAGUUUCUACCACACUGAGCAUCACACCGAUUACGGUUUGGGUGCUGUUUUCUAUUUUUGUUUUCAGCAGAAUAUGAAGGCGCCCCCGAAGUUUUCCGCCAGAACCAUAUACAAUGCAACUGAAAAUGGAUCCAGCGGCAUUCUCCACCUCCAGCAUGACACUGCUGGUUUUCUCGAUGUAUUGAAAUACCAAUACAGCAUACCAUGUAUUGCGGUGGAAUGCUCGGAUGCUUGCGGCUGUGGAGAUGACUGCCCAAACCGAAGACUUCAGCAGGGCAGCACACCAUCAUUUGCUGUUGUCGACGGUCCGCUUAGUUUUGAGCUCUUCGCGAUGGAGCCAAUUCUGAAAGGACAGCUGUUGUUUGAAUACAUCGGCGAAAUGUUGAUGUUGAAGCCUGAAAAGAUUCCUUCGGCACCCAAGAAACCAACAGGAGUGGGAAAAGAUUGGUCAGCCACUACAAUAGGAUUUUGCCUGGAGGAUGGCAUGAAGGAGAGUAUGCCAGACAUCCAUGAGGAGUUCGAUGAGCGAUCGGAGUUCAAAGACACGGAACGGAAGCAGACAUAUGAUGCCACGUUCCGUGUGAUGGAUACACAGAUUAUUAUCUGUGCCCAAUACCAAGGAAACCUUGCGAGAUUCGCGGGACAUUCCUGCACCCCUAACUCUGCGAUGAUUGAAACGCACAGUCGCAGAUUCGAAGAAGAUCCAUUAAUUCCGAGAAUAGCUGUAUAUGCUAUAAAGGAUAUUGAUGUUGGUCAGCGAGUUCGAAUUAGGUAUUAUCUGCCCGAAAAAAUGCUUCCAACCGGCAGUAACGAUGAAAUCCCUUGCAAGUGA
This is a messenger RNA of Caenorhabditis briggsae, 1629 nucleotides long. RefSeq names its product Protein CBR-SET-25 (gene Cbr-set-25). Bases 1 to 1629 code for a protein of 542 amino acids. Gene Ontology annotation, cellular component: nucleus. The transcript is spliced from 7 exons. Gene Ontology annotation, molecular function: protein binding; histone H3K9 methyltransferase activity. NCBI's taxonomy places the organism in Eukaryota, Metazoa, Nematoda, Chromadorea, Rhabditida, Rhabditidae. The record is from RefSeq and is a predicted model, not a curated record.